UGUGGAAUGGGCAUCGCCAGCUCGGACCUGGGUGCCAAGAACUCUGCAUACGCUUAGUUCCGGGACGACCUUUUCCCGCACCGGACUCCAACAACCCUCAGCUUUGACUCACGCCCCGCCCUCGACGUCCGAAACCACUACCUCAACUCGAUGAACCCGUUUCCACAAGCAUGACCGAAGAAUUGCCCGACCGUGGUACUGUCCUUCCAGUACCUGGAAAACGGAACAUACUUGUCACUAGCGCCCUCCCAUACGUGAAUAACGUACCCCACCUUGGAAACAUAAUAGGCUCCGUGCUUUCAGGGGAUGCUUUUGCGAGAUACUGCAGAGGCCGUGGUCUGAACACUCUUUACAUUGGUGGGACGGACGAGUACGGAACAACAACAGAGGCAAAAGCACUCGUAGAGAAAUGCACACCGCAAGAGCUCUGCGACAAGUAUCACGCCAUUCAUUCCGAGAUAUAUAAAUGGUUCAACAUCAGUUUCGACAUCUUUGGCCGCACCACAACCCAGCUUCAGACAGACAUCACCCAGGAUAUUUUCCUGAAACUAGACAAGAAUGGCUUUUUGAAAGAACGGGUGACAACUCAGCUCUACUGCCAAGAGCAUCACUCGUUCCUUGCAGAUCGCUUCGUGGAAGGCGAGUGCCCUGCCUGCGGCUAUCAGGAUGCGCGUGGCGACCAAUGCGACCUUUGCGGCCAACUUCUGGAACCUCUUGAACUCAAAAACCCUCGAUGCAAAGUCGACGGUUCCACACCGAUGACCAAGGAUACAAAACAUAUUUUCUUGGAGUUGGACAAGCUACAACCCGAAAUUGCAACGUUCUUUCAACAAUCCGCCGAAAACGGCACGUGGACAAACAAUGGCAAGCACAUUACUUCGGCCUGGUUGAAGGAAGGAUUGCAACCCCGCAGCAUAACCAGGGAUAUGAGGUGGGGAACAGAAGUUCCUCUGCCAGGCUACCAGGACAAGGUCAUAUAUUCAUGGUUUGACGCUUGUAUCGGGUAUGUGUCCAUUACAGCCCAGUACACUGAUCAGUGGGAGAAGUGGUGGCGAAGCCCCCAGGAUGUUCAACUGCAUCAGUUUAUUGGGAAAGACAACGUCGUCUAUCAUUCCGUGAUUUUCCCUGGUUCUCAGAUCGGCACUGGAGAAACCUGGACAAAGCUGCACCACCUAUCUACAACAGAUUACCUCACAUACGAGGGUGGAAAAUUUUCCAAAUCACGUGGUAUUGGCGUCUUUGGGGAUUCAGCCCAAAAGACUGGCAUCCCUUCUGACGUAUGGCGCUACCACCUGCUCUCCCAUCGACCAGAGACUGGUGAUAGUGAGUUUACUUGGGAUUCUUUCAUCAGCUCUAACAACAACCUGCUCCUCAAAAACAUCGGCAAUUUCGUCAACCGUGUUCUGAAAUUUGUCAACUCGCAGCACUGCAACAAUGUUGUGCCAGACUGGACCGGUUACAAUGAGGCUGAGUUCGAUACUUGGAAACGGGAAAUCAACGAGCUUCUCACGCAGUACAUUCGUGAACUCGACGCCGUCAAACUUCGCUCUGGCUUGUCCACGGUCCUCCACAUAUCUCAGCAGGGCAACGCCUUUCUUCAAUCGAAUAAGCUUGACAAUAGUCUUGCUUUGAAUGAACCUCCGAAAUGCGCCACCGUUGUUGGUCUAGCCAUCAACUUGAUUCAUCUCCUUGCCUCCAUCAUAGCUCCGUACAUGCCCGAAACAGCAAACUCCAUAAAUAGGCAACUCCGCAUGGAUCCACUUCCGAUCCUCGACCAUUGGGACGCAGAUUCCGUCAAGCCCGGGCAUGAGAUCGGGAAGGCUGAAUACUUGUUCAGCCGCAUCAAGCCUGAGAAAGCAGAAGAAUGGCGAAAACGUUUUGGAAGCGAAGAGGCUAAGAAGAUUAAAGAGGAAGAAGUUGCGAUGAAGGCGAGGAAAAGCGCAGCCAUGAGAGCGGGGAAGAUGCCGAAAGAACCAAAAGGAUGAAGCUACACUGGCCAUUCUCAUCGACAAAAUCGAGCAGGGUCCCCAACCCCCAAUGGAAUAUGGGCAUUAUCGAGUAAUUUCGAUCUCCACUGCUAGAUUCAAAUCAUCAUGAUAUUGUAAUUCAAUCAAGUAGAGGGCCAGAAAUUGGUGGUAGGAGCAGCCCAGAGCGCACCAGAGGAAUUCACAAGCGCAAGCAAGGUGCAUG
This is a messenger RNA of Trematosphaeria pertusa, 2190 nucleotides long. RefSeq names its product methionyl-tRNA synthetase. The record is from RefSeq and is a predicted model, not a curated record. Gene Ontology annotation, biological process: methionyl-tRNA aminoacylation. Gene Ontology annotation, cellular component: aminoacyl-tRNA synthetase multienzyme complex; cytosol. Gene Ontology annotation, molecular function: methionine-tRNA ligase activity; ATP binding. Lineage: Eukaryota; Fungi; Ascomycota; Dothideomycetes; Pleosporales; Trematosphaeriaceae. The transcript has 2 exons. The coding region runs from base 171 to 1985 and encodes 604 amino acids.